UCAACCAAAUGUAUAAUAUUUUUAAAACUACUAUCAAUAUGAAAAUGACCAGCAUGAUUAUGGAAGCUGCCACAGAAGUAUCCAAGUUUGAGUGGGGUCAUAAUCCCUCUCCAUGUGGAAGCCUUACUGACUUUGUCACUAGAAAUUAUUUAGAUGACAUCCAGAUCGAGGAUCAGGCUAAGGACAUUAAGCUUGUCAUGCCUUCCUUCUAAAUUGUCUUCUGAGUAAUUAGAUAAAGGAGAUGUAAGGCUUACUUGUCAACUGGCUUGCUUUGCUGUAUUAGCUAUCGACCUAAUGGGCUAUAUGGCAAGAAGUGUCCCUUCAGCUUUUCAGAUCUCCAGUUGUGAAAUUCCUGCAACUGUUCAAAAUGUGAGAACUUAAGCUGUCGGUUCAAGACACCAAGCUCUGAAUGCCUUGAUAAGGAUCAGAUCCUAAAAUGUAAUUACUUAUAAUAUAAAACUAAAACAUCUGAAUGUUUUCUUUCUCUUUUAUUGUAACUCAAUUUCACCAAGGUUAAAGAUUUUUGGGUGA
Messenger RNA from Moneuplotes crassus, 531 nucleotides. NCBI's taxonomy places the organism in Eukaryota, Ciliophora, Spirotrichea, Euplotida, Euplotidae. The record is from the annotation of a GenBank genome assembly.